AUGGUGCUUGAGUACCGGCAACUGUCCAAGCUGAAGUCAACAUACGUGGAUGCGCUGCCCACGCUGGUCAAUCCGAAUACGGGCAGGAUUCAUACUGAGUUCAAGCAGACAGGAUCGGACACGGGGCGUCUGUCGAGCACCGAGCCGAAUAUGCAGAACAUUCCUGUGCGAACCGAGUUGGGGCGACGGGUGCGAAGCGCGUUUGUGGCGGAGAAUGCACCGGACUGGACGCUGCUGGGCGCGGACUAUUCGCAGAUAGAGCUGCGGAUACUGGCGCACUACUCGCGGGACGAAGGGCUGAUGGCGGCGUUCCUCAAUGGCGAGGAUAUCCACGCAGCGACGGCGGCGAGCGUCUAUGGUGUGGAAAUCAGCGAUGUUGACGCGGAGAUGCGGCGGGUGGCGAAGAUCAUGAACUUCGGCGUGCUGUAUGGGCUAAGUCCGUUCGGGAUACGGCAGCAGACGGGGUUCAGCGCGGAGGAGGGCAAGGCGUUCAUCGAUACCUACUUCACCAAUUAUCCGGGCAUACGGGGGUACAUCGAGGGCAUCAAGGAACAGGUGAAGCAGGACGGAUAUGUGGAGACGCUGAUGGGGCGGCGGCGGCGUAUCAACGAGGUUCACUCGAGCAAUUUUCACACGCGGGGGCGGCGGGAGAGCGCAUGGCGGUGA
Geodia barretti is the source of this 666-nucleotide messenger RNA. NCBI's taxonomy places the organism in Eukaryota, Metazoa, Porifera, Demospongiae, Tetractinellida, Geodiidae. The record is from the annotation of a GenBank genome assembly.